AUGAAUUCCCUCUCUCAGGAGCAGCUGGACCAGCUGAUGCAGCAAGCCAAAUCGUUUUCAAAAGUCACAAGGUCAAUGUAUGAUGAAGAAGUCAAGAAGGGCAUUGCAGAGGGAAUGGGUGACAAUUCCCUUGACCAGACACUGUGGAGCGCCAUCCAUUCCGCAACCAAGCGCACCGCCAACUUGGACAUUCCCUUUGCUGGGCUUGAAGUAACGCUCCAUGACCUGUGGUACGUGUGUAUUCAAGCAACAAAGAAUAUACACAGUUCCAACCUCAAGCAGGAUCAAAUUCUCCGCUAUCUUAUGAGCGCCAAGGCAAUGGGACCUCUUCGACGCACAACGCCAAGCUCGGAACCUGGCAAUGCUUCCACGACUAAGAGAGGAGAGAUAAUCACCUUCUCUGAUGGCCACAGAUUCUGGUCUGAUUUGCCAUUCUUUGGUCAAGACCUUAUAGACGAGUUCGCCAAUUCCUAUUAUCAGAGGAAACAUUACGAUGAGUCCCAACGCGCGAACUUUGCAGCAUUUAUCGGACGGCUCCUUUCAGUUGCUAUCUAUGACGGUCCUGCUCUCUGUACACUCUCGCUUUUCCAGCAAGCGUUGGAGACGCCUCGACCGUUGGUAUCGGUGGUCGGGGACAAGGAGAGUGGUGAUAGAGUGUUGCCCGUACAAGACUUGCUUCAUGCCCUCCGGCAAUUGGCCCAUUACUCGCAAAAUAGCAUUGUCAUCUUAGCCAAUAUUCCUGGAGCUGCUACUGACACGCCCAAUGUUGUCUAUGAUGGCUUCCCGCAAAUGUCUGGCCUUGGCGAAUUGGCAAAACAGGCUGGUACAAUUACUUCCCCAUCUGGUUAUAGUGCUGAACGUUUUGAAUUCUGGAUCCAGCGGCUUCAGCAACUCUCGCAGUGUGAGGUUGAAAGUAUCGCAGAUGAUGCAAAGGAAUGUUUAACUGUAUUGGAGAUUGCACAGGAUGAUAUCGGUCCUCUCACCGAGUAG
This is a messenger RNA of Clonostachys solani, 990 nucleotides long. The record is from the annotation of a GenBank genome assembly. Lineage: Eukaryota; Fungi; Ascomycota; Sordariomycetes; Hypocreales; Bionectriaceae.